UUCUCCGCGAUUCUGUCACCCAGCUUCACAACACGGUACAGUGGAACACAGUCCUCUGGCUGUAGAGGCAACUAAGCAGAGUGUGAUUAGUCUACCGUGAUAGCUUCAGUUUUUGGUCUUAAAAAACCCAUCUAUCACCGAUCAUGGACGCUGGUGUAAAAAUCUGACUUCCUAUUCUCCUCCCUUAUAUUGGGGGGUUUUAUAGCAACAAACACUGGAUCCAAGCUGGAUUUAUUUGGAAUUAUAACACAUUUCGCAGGGGCAAUACCAUUCAUGUCAAUACUCCAAAAUGCAACCACCGCCGAGGAAGGUCAAAGUGACGCAGGAGUUGAAGAACACGCACACAGACCAGAUGACCAGGCUGCACUUCAAACACCAGACAGAGUGCGACCUGCUCGAUGAUAUGAGGAGUUACACUCUGAAGAAAGGACAGCUGGAGAGAGACUAUGCCCAGGCUCUGCAAAAGUUGGCGAGUCAGUACCUGAAGAGAGAUUGGCCAGGAAUCAACCCUGAUGAUCAGAGAACUGACUACAGGAAUGUGUAUGUGGUGUGGAGGUCCUACUUGGAGGGUACGGUGCAGGUGAGCCAGUCCAGACUCAAUGUUUGCGACAACUACAAGGGUCAGGUCUCGGACCCGGCCAAGACCCUGCGGCUCUACAAGGAGCAGCAGCUCAAGAAGACCAUGGAGCAGCUGAACGGCAUACAGGCAGAGCUGCAGGAGUCAGCGAAGGAGCUGGCCAAGGCCAAGAAGAAGUACUACGACUGUGAGCAGGUGGCUCACGCCGUGCGGGAGAAGGCCGACAUAGAGGCCAAGUCCAAGUUGGGUUUGUUUCAGUCGCGAAUUAGUUUACAGAAAGCGAGUGUGAAGUUGAAAGCCAAAAGGAGUGACUGUAACUCCAAGGCGACCCAGGCCAGGAACGACUACUUGCUGACCCUGGCGGCUGCCAACGCCCACCAUGACCGCUACUACCACACAGACCUGCUGUACGGCAUCCAGGCUCUCGACGGGGGGGUCUUCGAGCACGCGAAGGACUACCUGGUGGCUCUGUGUCGCACCGAGCUGGAGACCUUCACGGCCACACACAACACCUACCAGUUCCUCCUUGACAAGUCCACCAGGGUAAUACAGGAGUUCAACCAGCAAUUAUUCAUGCAGGAGAACCCUGUGUUUCACAAAGCACAUGACUUCCAGUUCCAGCCCAGCGACUGUGACGUAAGCCGGCAGUUGGAGUCUGAGACAGGGACGACGGAGGAACACAGCCUGAAUAAGGAAGCCAGGAAGUGGGCGACCCGAGCAGCCAGGGAGCACAAGAACAUCAUCCACUACAAGAGGUCCCUGGAGGAGUGUGAAAGCCACGGUCUGCCCUCCACAGAGCAAGGCAGACUAGACCUGGAGCUGAAGAUAGAAGACACCAAAGAAUGCAUACGGAAAGCUGAGACCAUCAAAUUGAAAGCUGAGGCGCGCUUGGACCUGUUAAGACAAGUGGGCGUUUCCGUGGAUACCUGGCUGAAGAGUGCCAUGAACCAGGUAAUGGAGGAGCUGGAGAAUGAACGCUGGGCUAACUACAAUUCCAUUGAUCCCUCACUCUCGGGCCCGGUGGAGCUGGACCGGGAGGAAGGGGAGGAGUGUGAGGAGAACAUGGAGGUGUUUGACGACAGCAGCUCUAGCCCCUCUGGAACGCUACGCAACUACCCACUCACCUGCAAGGUCCUGUACUCCUACAAGGCAUCCCAGCCUGAUGAGUUGACCAUAGAUGAACAAGAGAUGUUGGAGGUCAUUGAGGACGGUGACAUGGAGGACUGGGUUAAGGCCCGCAACAAGACGGGGCAGGUGGGCUACGUCCCGGAGAAGUACCUGCAGUUCCCCACCUCCAACAGCCUGCUGAGCAUGCUGCAGUCCCUGAGCGCCCUGGACGCCCGCUCACACACCUCCUCCAACUCCACCGAGCCCGAGCUGCACGCCGGGGGCAUCAAUGGAGAGAGCCACAAUGUGUAUGUGCGUGCUCUGUACGACUAUGAUGGCCAGGCGGAGGAGGAGCUGUCCUUCGUGGAGGGAGCGGUCAUCCGUCUCCUGAGCCGCGACAUGCAGACGGACGACGGCUUCUGGGAGGGCGAGCUCAACGGGAGGGUGGGGGUGUUGCCCUCCGUGCUGGUGGAGGACCUGGCGAGAACGGAGAGCCAGGAGGAGGAGGAGGCGGAGGAGUUGGAGGAGUUGGAGGAGGAGGAGGAGGAGGAGGAGGUGGAGGAGGAGGAGAGGGACGACAGCGGACACGCCGCAGGUGUCCCUCUCUGUGAGAUGAUGUCGUCGCUGCCCCCCCUGCCCCUGUACGACCAGCCUCCCAUCAGCCCCUUCACCAGCACCGAGAGCGCCGCCACCACGCCGCCGCCCCUCCCCGCUGCCUCGGCCCCCGCGGUCAACGGGGACCACAAGCCCCCGCUCCCCGCACUCAAGGGCCCACCCGUCACCCACAAUCACAACUCUGGCAGGAGUCCCGUGUCUCCAGGCUUUCCUCAGCCUCUCCGCUUCACCCCUGACGGAGGACCGGGCAAACUACGGCCUGUGCGUGCCGCCCCCCCUCCUCCAAAACAGCACCCCCGCAGAAAGCCGGAGAAAAGCAGCAAAUCUGAGGAGGUGGAGAUCACACUUGUGUGACUGACAAAACAGACGGAUGGAUAGAAGGACAGAUAUACAGAAAGAGAGAGAGAGAGAGAGAGAGAGAGAGAGAGGAGAGAGAGAGAGAGAGACACGUCCCCUAAAGGCUCUGGAACUCACCUGCCCUUAUCCUCACAAGAAAAAACUAAAAAGGGGAACGAACCCACCUCACCGCCAUGCUCCUCCUCAUCCUGGCGAUGAAGAGGAGGAGGGACAGGGGAAUAAAGCCGGGGUGGAGGAAGGGGACCGCUGGCUCCGCCUCCCAAAGAGGGUGGAGGUCAACCCCACCAUCUCCACCGCCCACCUCCUACUCGCCUUAAAGCCUGGUUUCAUCCGGCAGCCAUCUUGGAAGAAGGAGCUCUGCUGGAGAUGGGCUAGGAGCAGGGGGCGAGGCGAGGAGGCUCGCCACUAAACGCUUACCGGGCACAGCAGCAAGGGGGACCCACUAGGCCAACGUAUUAAAGAGACACUGUAUGUCAACGACCUGCCGGGCAAGGUUAUCCUGCUGUCGUCAAUCAACCUUUAUUUAUUCAGAGGGGGGUGAACAAAACACCCAGUGAAUAAAUCAAGGUUGUCUUUCCAUGAAGAAAUGAACGUGGAGAAAAAAAAAAGAAAAGUGUUUUUAAAUAAUAACAAUUGCAGACAUGGCAUGUUUGCA
Molecule: messenger RNA, 3311 nt
Organism: Gadus macrocephalus (Pacific cod)
Lineage: Eukaryota; Metazoa; Chordata; Actinopteri; Gadiformes; Gadidae
Product: F-BAR and double SH3 domains protein 2-like
Biological process (GO): neuromuscular synaptic transmission; regulation of actin filament polymerization
Cellular component (GO): recycling endosome; neuromuscular junction
Molecular function (GO): protein binding
Source: RefSeq, a predicted model, not a curated record